AAUAAAAUAACAUUUUCGUUAUUUUUAUGAUUUUUUAUGAAUCGCGGAAUAUUGACAUUUUAUAUGCAGCUCCGCUCUUAAGACAAUAUUAGAUAUUCAAUCAACGAAGGCUUCCUGGUUGUGUUCAAACGAUGACAGAAUAAUUCUGUCUAUAAUGAACGCAUUUAAUUGCGCUUCGAUUCUUGGAUUCUAGCCAGCUUUAACACUACAAUUCUUCAAACUGAAAUUGAAUUAAUUACGUAAUAAAGUAGAAUGUUUCUAUAGAAACCUGUUAUGACAGUUCCAUGGCAACGUCUGUGUUACAGAAAUUAAAUAAGAGAAGAAGACAGAGUUUAAAAGUGAUAGAGGAGGAAAUGCUAAAGAAAAGUUAAUAGAUACAAAACUUUCAGUCACGUAGUGACUGCUGGUUGCUAGUGCCAAUUAAGCGAUCACCGGAUGCUCGAAACGUGCGAUGGACGGUUCGCGAGACGCGACUCGAGCGAUGUCAGCGAAUCUAGCGUUCACGGCAUUGUUAGGGUUCCGAGUAAUCAGCAAUCAUGAUUAACCCUUCGCUACACCACUUCUUCAAAUCUAAUAAAACAUACAAAAAUUUUCAUUUUAUGUACCAAUCGAUUUUUAAACAUUUGUUUGAAUUUAACGUAAAAGAAACGACAUUACUUUCUGGUCCUCCGAAUAAUAAGGUCCUGCUCUACCAUUACUGUAGACUGUGCAGAGUAGGGCCAACGAAUAUUCGGUAAUCGCCAAUCAUGAUCAGCGAAUAAUCAGACACGAUCAGAUUACAGAUCACCUCCUCACGAUUGGAGACGCUAAAUACAGUUUGCGAUCGCUGAUUAAUGCAGCCAAUUACGAAUGAUUGUUACUAGUUGGUGUACUUAAAAUAUAACGAAAAAUAUUCAGGAGGAUCAUACAGACUAAUCGCACAAUAUGCAACAAGCCCUAAGAGAAGUUCGCCUAAGGUUAUGAUCCCAACGCGGAGCGUAUCGGUGGCGUGUCUUCGAGGGCAUGGACAGCGAUUUUCGAUGGUCCCGCGAUACUUCCUGACGUCAUCGCGGCAUUUGUUUAAUGAGCAGCUACCAGUCACUCCCCACGUCGUCCCUACUCGAACAGAAAUCGCGGCCAGAGGGAGACAGCUAGCCGCACACCGUGGAGGGGGCGUAGGGAGAGCGAGAAAGAAAGAGAAGAAGGGGAGAGAGGUAGUAUCGUGUCGGACGCUGGACGAGGCGCACGCUCGAUGCGAAGCAGCGCGUGUUUUCACGCGUGGAAACCAGGAAGCGGCGUGCACCAGGACACCACGGUCGGUCCUGGACCUCCACUUCGCCCCUGGUCGCAAGCACUUGCUCGUGAGCUGCGCGCCUCUCGGUCCUACGAAGACGUGAACACGUCCGAAAAGUGGUCACCGACCGUGCGUGGUCAGCCACGCGGGACGCGUGAGCGAAACGAAGACGGACGAUCGUCGAGCGCGAACGAGCGCCUCCGAGCGACCGCGAUCGUCGCUUGGGGUAUCCUGCCUCGACUCUGAUUGGUCGAAUCCUCGAGGAAGUGGUCACCGUCGACGAGGGCUCGGACCACACCGCCACGUGAGUCGAACGUCGGGUCGCCAACCAAGAUAUCGCGCUUUCCUCGUAUUCUGGACCACCGGAUCUCUCCACAGCGCAGCCCCAUCGCUAGAUGAACGUGUUCACCGCUGGCUAUCACCUGGAGAACGCGAAUCAUACAGAAGAAUUUCGACCUUUGACGAGUACUGUGUUUUUUUCGGACAGCAAAUUGGAUGGAAGUUGGAUUUGUGUGUACACGGAGGAUCGAGGUGGUAGAUUGAUCACCUUGGAUGACGUUUGGAUGCUAGGGGUACUUUGCGUCGAGUGAUUGCGUGCUUACAGAAUUAAGCGAUUAGCGGGUUCUUGUGUGAGAAUCCUUAAAGUGGUCACCGUUGAUCAGGGCUUGGAUCACCCUGCCAAAUCAAGCGCUGUGUUUCUACUCAAGGUAUAACAGUCGCAUCGUAUUCAUAAGCGCUAGGCCUUCUACAAGCAAAACACACGAGAAAUCUCCAUUUGUGUACACAUAGAAACUCACGAAAGGAGCCAGCUGAACCUAUACUUGUGUUUAUUGACAUUCGUGUCUCCAGUGACACGAUCUAGUGAUCGUACCUCUCGAUCGUUGUUCGAACGCUAUAGACGCCAGUGAACAAUGACUGCUCCCAACGCGUAGCCUGAAUAGUUAGGCGUUCCACGCAGCCAGUAUCGGAGCAGGAAGCUUCUUGAGCUCGUAGCGUCGAGACCGCAAGACGGAUCCGCUUGAACCUGGACGAGAGAGGGAGUAUCGAUCUACGUCAUCUUAGUCAUCACGUGGCGAUCUUAACCUAGGCCAAUGUCUUUACCCCACAUGACGAUGUAGCUUUCAGUCGGUGUCCUCUAGACGACCGCUUCCCUUCUAAAUAUAAAACUAUCCCUCGACUUGUGAAAGUUUUACCAUGGAAACGGAAGGGAAUUUCUGGAACCUCGUCGUGGAGCAGCCCGGAUUACCCAGCCAAGUUUGGGAUCGGUCCUUCGCGAAGCUGACGCUGACAAUUCGUUGAACUGUCUUCGUGACGCACUGUCUAUCGACGAAAGAGAAAGCUGGUGUCUUACAGUGUUAUAAAUAGAAGUGCGCAGUGAAUAAAACGCCCCCGUAGCUCGGUUCUUUUUUCCAGCAAAUCGAUACCCUUUCGCGGAACAUUGUUUGAGAGGCGAUCGGUAACCCGUUCGGGAAAAGAUAGACAGCCAGUGGUAAAUGUCACGCAAGGAACGCGCAGUGAAACUCGUAGAUUAACUUCGAUAGCCGCGUUAACGAUCGAGCGAUGACAGUAUUAUGACAAACAGCUGCUUAUCGAUUAUCAGAGACCAUGUAUCGUCGGGAAACGGUAGAUUCCUCGGGUAUGCCACGCGUAUCGAGUGGUUGACGCCGUUUGUGUCUCCAGCUACGAGACCAGUAUAUAUUAAUUAGAUUAAGACAGAUUAACGAGCCAGUGAUUGGUUGCUGCAUAGAAACUAGGAAGAAUUAAUCGGGUAUUCCAGGUGUGAAUAUCUAUCGAUGAUCUUUUUAUUUAAAGAUUCGAUGACUCUGUGAUCUGUGGUGUCUACAGGAAUUUGGAACAUUGUGCGAAAAACUAACGAUUCACCCUUCGUCGUGAGAGAAGUGUUACAGGUGUUUGAAAAUAUUCUGCCUCGGCGUGGUUCCGGAACUGCCACUGUUACACUGGACAUAAGGGAGCGGAAGGAGCGUAGAUGAGUUCUGCUGUCUGCGUCCUCGAAGGAGCCUCUACUUCUAUGCUGGCGAACUUAUUUGACGCGGACGACGAGGAACGGGGUGUCUUCGCGACGCUCCGAUCGAAAGGAAGAUUUUCUGGUACGACCUGGGGUUGCGUCGGGGUAGCUAGCAAAGCGUCUGUCGGUGGUGAAGAGGAGAUUACGAUUACUGAUAGACAACGAUUGAAGAGGGCGGGGAGCGCAACGUGCGGUAGAAGAAGAAGAAGAAGAAGAGCAAGUCGAGAGAGUGUAGGCGCAGGCGCCGUAGGUGAUGUGAGGCUGGCGCCCGCCUCACGUUUGGGGUGAUGCCCUCCAGUGAGCCUCAUCCCCCCCAGUACCACCUUCAGCACCACAACAUUCCUCCGUCGCAUCUUCAGCAGCACACGUCGGCCGCGAUCGGGCAGCAUCAGCUCUAUCAGCAGCUGGUGGCGGCCCAUCAACAGCAGCAGCAGCAGCAGCAGCAGCAACAACAACAGCAACAGCAACAGCAGCAGCGACAGCAGCAACACGGCGGGCCCUUUCAAAAUUCCACGUACGCGCAGCAAAAGCAGGAGAUGAGCCCGGAGGAG
This is a messenger RNA of Hylaeus anthracinus, 3850 nucleotides long. RefSeq lists its product as uncharacterized. Lineage: Eukaryota; Metazoa; Arthropoda; Insecta; Hymenoptera; Colletidae. The record is from RefSeq and is a predicted model, not a curated record. The coding region runs from base 3261 to 3587 and encodes 108 amino acids. The transcript is spliced from 5 exons.